Messenger RNA from Pantherophis guttatus, 8453 nucleotides. It is a transcript of the gene CLVS2, whose product is annotated as clavesin 2. Gene Ontology annotation, molecular function: phosphatidylinositol bisphosphate binding. The record is from RefSeq and is a predicted model, not a curated record. Gene Ontology annotation, biological process: lysosome organization. Gene Ontology annotation, cellular component: membrane; endosome; clathrin-coated vesicle. NCBI's taxonomy places the organism in Eukaryota, Metazoa, Chordata, Lepidosauria, Squamata, Colubridae.
GAUGGGUUGAUGGUAGAAAGACAAGCGCUCCGCUGAUCGAGCAAGAAGCGCCGGAGAAAGCAAUGCGGUGGAAGGCCAAGCCGUGGUGGGACUCGGGGGCUAUUAUUGGAAAACUGCUCUUCUCCCUCCCGCGCUGUUCCGCCGAGGCUUCCCCCUCCCCGCAUCCCAAACCCAGCCUCCCGAGCCAGAGAGGAAAAGAUCGGGCUGGGUAACAACAAUGCGAGGGGCUCGGGCGGGGGAUUUGAUCUGAAGUAACUUGCCCCGGCGGCUGCCGCCCAGGGAGCCUUGAUUGACGUAGACCUGCUGGAAGCGGCGCAUCCAUCACCAGGCUGAGCCACAGCAGAAGUCACCGGCUGCUCCUGCAGGAACACAAAGGCGUGCGGGUAGCUGGGAGGCUCUCGGCUACCGGCGGCCGCCCAGCUUCACCUUUCCUCUGGCAAGUAGCUCUGCAUUCCGCCGCCCCCCCCCGCCGCCCUCCCCGAAGAGACCGGCGAGGAGGACACGCCGCCUCCACGCCCUGAUGCCUGGACCACCAUUGCGGAAAGGGGGAAAAGGGGAGCGGACGGGAGAGAAGAGGGGAGCCCUGAGCCCACAGGCCCGUCCUUGAUCGAUCGGCUGCUCCUUUCUGACCGCCGCUGCCUCUUUUUGCCUCCCAUCCGAAGGAGUUGCUGCCUCGGCUGAUGGAUGCCGGAAGGUGCCGCAUUGCCUGGUGUAUGUUGGUUGGCUUUUUGGCUGGUAGGCAUUACUUGGCUGUUCCUUUUUGUCUCUGAAUGCCUUUCUUCCGGCGGAUGGCUGGGAUCUCCGCGAGGCGACCAGACCUGCUCCGUCAGUGAGUGAAAAGGACCCAGAUUUCACCCCCGGCCUCUCCCCGCUCUUUCCCACCCCACCCCGCUUUUCUAUAGGCGACGGAGAGGGACAGACGGCAGCCUUGCUGGUACUAGAUGAGGUCACUAUGUAAGUGGACAAGUGGGUGGAAAGACGUGGUAGAGGAAUCCAUCCCCUGCUCCGGAGAUUAAAAAGCUCUUUUGGGGGAGAUGGUAUCUGAAGAAGCAGCUAAUUGAUUAAAAACAAUAAUCCAAUUUACCCAGCUGAUCAGCACAUGCCUCUUGAACCCUACCACGCAUUGAUUUUUAAAUGCUAUACAGGAAUGGCUCAGAGAGAGUGAGGGAGGCAGGGGGGAAAAAAAACAUCUUUACUGAAAGGUGGGAAUUAGAUCGUAUUUAUUGAAAUUGCAGUUCUUUAGCUAUUUCAGCAGCGGCAAGGUGAAGAUCUCUAAUUUGCAGGUAGAAGUGGGUGGGAAAUAUUAGCGUGUGCCUGUGGUGGAGGGAGUAAUUACCUCAAUCUCUUCUGCACUCCAGGCAAAGUCACUGUACGGCUGUUUGGCCUUGUUCUGGCUGGCAUCAUAAUGCUGAUCUGUAUCUGCUGAUCAAGGCAUUUUAUUUUAGUGGGGUGGUGUUGUUUUUCUUGCGCUCACCCGAUUGUUUAAACCACAGACUGAAUGAGAAGGAGGAUGCUCUAUUCUGUCUACUUGGGCCCUGUCAGAGCCAUUAUUUCUAGUCAUCAACAGGCAAUUGCUGCAGAAGGAGAGUAAUUGGGUUCAAUUUUAUGUGAGUUAUAGUUUCGCUGCAGCUUCAAGCUGUGGACAGAUGUUGGAAGGGUGGGAUUUGGAGCUGAGAAAGGAGAGCAGAGCAACAGUACAGUAUGUGUGUGUGUAGUUAAUUGGGGGAUGGGAAGGGUAGAUUGGAAUUGAGGGGCAUAUAUUAAUUGAAUCAUAUUAGGCAUUAGUGUUGGAGAGAUUGGUAGCAAAGAAUUACCUAACUUGUUGGAUACUAGAAAUGGAAGGGAGAGUUUCAUAGAUCAAAACAAGAGACAGAAUUUCAGGCUUUGUGGCAGUUUGGAGGUUUCACCCCUUCUUCUGUACUAGAAGAACCACUAUCGGACCAAGUGGCACAAUGACUCAUUUGCAGGCAGGUCUGUCUCCAGAGACCCUGGAGAAGGCCCGAUUGGAACUGAAUGAGAACCCAGACACUCUGCACCAAGACAUCCAAGAAGUUCGGGACAUGGUGAUCACCCGACCGGACAUUGGCUUUCUACGCACAGAUGAUGCCUUUAUCCUCCGCUUCUUGCGGGCCAGAAAGUUCCAGCAUUUUGAAGCGUUUCGCUUGUUGGCCCAAUACUUUGAGUAUCGUCAGCAGAACCUUGAUAUGUUCAAGAGCUUCAAAGCCACUGAUCCAGGCAUCAAGCAAGCACUCAAGGAUGGCUUCCCAGGAGGGUUGGCCAACCUUGACCAUUAUGGCAGGAAGAUCCUGGUGCUGUUUGCUGCCAACUGGGACCAAAGCAGAUACACACUGGUGGAUAUUUUACGUGCCAUCCUUCUUUCGUUAGAGGCUAUGAUCGAGGACCCAGAACUUCAAGUAAAUGGAUUUGUUUUGAUUAUAGACUGGAGUAAUUUCACUUUCAAACAGGCUUCUAAACUGACACCAAGUAUGCUUCGAUUAGCCAUAGAAGGCCUUCAGGACAGUUUCCCAGCUCGAUUUGGAGGAAUUCAUUUUGUCAAUCAGCCAUGGUACAUCCAUGCCCUUUAUACAGUUAUACGUCCAUUUUUAAAGGAGAAGACAAGGAAGAGGAUAUUUCUCCAUGGAAACAACCUCAACAGUCUGCACCAGUUGAUUCAUCCUGAAAUUCUCCCUUCCGAAUUUGGAGGAAUGCUUCCACCUUACGACAUGGGCACAUGGGCAAGAACGCUGCUAGAUCACGAGUAUGAUGAUGACAGUGAAUAUAGUGUGGACUCCUAUAACACAUCUGCAAAAGAAGUUGAAAAGGAGCUCUCACCCAAAUCCAUGAAGAGGUCUCAGUCUGUUGUGGACCCUGGAGUGCUCAAGCGCAUGGAUAAAAACGAAGAAGAAAACAUGCAGCCAUUGCUUUCGCUUGACUAGCAGUCUGAGCAUCAAAUAUGAAUGAGGGUGGAAGGUAUUGCUUUUCAGAGCCAUCCAUUGAGAAAGAAUGUACAAGUUGGAAUCCUAUUUUUCAUGUUAACGUAGCAUAUUCUAAUGAGGCAGCAGGUUUUGCCAGGCAUCCUAGCUACCACUGAGCUGGAAAACAGGGUGGGGGAAAAAAUAAACAGGAGAAAAUAUCAAUAAUAUAUUCUCUUAAGUGCCAACCUGUUUGUAAAUAGUCGUUUCCUUCUUUGUGCAUUUGUAAGUAAUGAUAGGAAUUAUAUAGUACAGGAAAAAAAUAUAAAGUGGCCAUUAACAUGCCAGAUGAAGGCCCUAUAAAAGAACAGAAUGAACUCAGACAAAAAUAGAAAAUCAGACCCUAGAUAGAUGUCAUCCUUUUUAUACAAAGCCAUAUUUCAGCUGCCACACUGCUUCAUUUGUUUCUCGCAGUUUCCAUUUAGCAAGCUGUAGGCAUUGUAACUCAGAUUUGCUGGUUUAAAAGAUUGCCACAAACCUUGCCAGAGCUCAUCACAGGGAUUAUAAAAUAAUUCACUGUGGGAAAAAGAAGAAGAAGAAGAAAGAAAAGAAAUAGUCAGAGAGACAAUGAGCUAAAUAUCAAUCCUUGGUAUAUUUUUGGAGACAUCUAAUUUUCACAGUCUGGAUUUUGAGAGCUGUUUGGUUCCUGAAAAAUGAAAGAAGCCUCAUCUAGGUACUGUAUUCGAGAACUUUAUCCUUGUGGAACCUAGUUCAUAAUCCUCUGCUCCGUCUACUUCGCAGAUGGAUGAAUGAUUUCUAAACUGUACGAAACAAAAGUCUGGAUACAUAUCUAUAUAUUUUUACCAGUCUCUAUACAUAUAAAGUGUCAUUGGUAGAUAAGUAUAUUUAAUCAAGGAUUUAUAAAAAAAAAUCAUACCUAUUUGGUGUGUUUAGAGUUUAUUAUAUAUUGUAUAUUAAGGCAAUGUCAUUGUUAUCUUAGUAAAAUAUUAAGUACAUCAUCCUACUUGGAGCAAAACUUAAUUGUUAGAAGAAUGGUGUGCUGCAAUGCCAUGCUAAGGCCAUCUUUUGUUUGUGAUGUAAUUGUGUCGAUGAGAUAUGUGCCAUAUUAGACUGAAAUAACAUUUUUACCUCAGAAGAUCAAACAGUACCUGAAGUGGACUGUAGUUUAGGAGUGUGUCUUCAUCUUUGAUUGUGCUGAUAUGCAUGUGUAUUUCUGCUGUACAUCAAAACAAGAAUUGCACCCUACAACUAUCUUUCCUUCAGAAAGAUUUAAUAUUACAGUACAGUUCAACAGGAAUGACAAGAUCUCUUGCUUGCAAAAAAAAAAUGUUAUGAAUAAGCUUUCAAGGACAUUAAUCAGUUAAAAAUACUUGAGAUCCUUGACCAUGGGUGGGAUUCAUUGUAAUCCUAAUUUUAAAGAUCUUUGAUUGAUAGAAAAAAAAAGCAUGAGUAUGUUUUGAGCACUCUGCUCCAUUCAGAGAUUACCUCUGCAGGUAAUAGUUCAUGGAUGGACUAUUACAUCUCAUGUUGGCUCUACCAUUGUUGCGUGAUUCAGAUGCUUAGUCUUUUCACCAGAAACAUGUCUUCUGGUGAGUCAUUUCCAUUACAAAUUACUAUUAAUAUAAUGUGAGGCUUUAGUACAUGCUAGGCCAUUUUAUGUGCAGUUGAAUGCUAAGAAAGGCACAUUUGCCUUAAUUUAUCCUGUGUACAUUUUGAUACUUGUGUUCUCUUCAUAUUUCUGGACAUUAACUUAAUUGUGUUAUUAAAUCAUCCUCAUUUUUGGUGGUAUAGGGCUACAUACAAAAUUACAGCAUAAACUUCCAUCUCUCUUGUGUCCUCAGGAGGAUCCUUGUAGGGGUGAGCAUAAUGCUAUAGCGGGAAAGUUCCACCAGGAAUGUAUACUUUCUACAUCCAAAAUGUCCUAUGUACAGUAUUAUGCAGAAAAUUCUCAAUGGAAGAAUGUUGGAAUUAGUGCAUCAGAACUGAUCCCUACUGGUAGAGAUGAUUUAGAAAGACUGAUGCUGAUCACAUCAGAGUUCAAGGCAUGUUUCUGAAACAACCCUUGCCUCUCUUAGGAUAUGCUUCAGCUUCCUUGGAAAGAUUACAAAAAGUAAGCAAAAAGUUAUGUCUCCUUCACAUUGAGCUUGACUCAUGGUGAUUAUCCAUGACUUUUUUCCUGAAAAAUCACUGCUACUGCCUUCUUUUUCAUUUCUUUAUUUUUGUUUCCUAGUCUAGUUUAUAGUUGGAAAUAUCCUGAAGGUCUGUCAUCCAAAUAUUAACCAGAUCCAACCUUACUUCAUUUCCAUGGUCAGCCAUGUAUUGCUACGUGUGGUCACUUGCUGAGACAUUGGAGUACAAUAGAACCUCUAGUCAUGUACGCUUCUGACCACGACCAAAUCGGGUUCCGACCAAAAAAUUCACAAUUUUUUUUUUCUUUUCAUGACCAAUCUUCCCUUCCGUGCCAUUUUUUUUUCUUUUUUUGUAAGUGCCAAAUUUCCAAAAUUAGGUUCGGGUCACGACCAAAUCAGUUUGCGACCAAAGUCAUGGAACAUAUUAUGGUUGUGACCAGAGGUUCUUCUGUAUGUGUCAAUGCAUUCAGAAUUACUGCUAAGAAGAUAUUGAACUGGCAAUAGCAACUAGUCUUCUUUCUUUAACCAGGUACUUAUAUAAAUCAUGUUUUGAAGCAUAUUUGUCACAUUCAUACUUUACAGUUUUAGGUGCAUAGAGAAAAAGAAAAUGGCCAAUUUCUUGGCAUCUAGUUUUGGCUUUAACCUAUCUUCUUGUAUCUUCACCAUCAGAAGGAAGAACUUCACAUGUCUGUUCUUUCCCAGUGUAUUUUCAUGCUAGUAGGUUAGUUUAUAUUUAUCCUUUGAAGGUUCUUGAACUUAAAAGUCUUCUGAGCACCAACUAUACAUUCUUACAAGGCUUUAAAGGAGUAAAAAAAAUGGAUGAUUAGACCUUGGUACAGGUAGUCCUCUACUUACGACUGCAAUUGAGCCCAAAAUUUAUGUUGCUAAGUAAGACGUUUAUUGACUUUUGCCCAGUGGUGAAAUCCAAUUUUUUUUACUACCGGUUCUGUGGGCGUGGCUUGGUGGGCGUGGUGUGGUGUGGCUUAGUGGGCGUGGCAGAAGGAUACUGUAAAAUCUCCAUUCCCACCCCACUCCAGGGGAAGGAUACUGCAAAAUCUCCAUUCCCACCCCACUCCUGAGGGAAGGAUACUGCAAAAUCUCCAUUCCUACCCCAUUCCAGGGGGAAGAAUAUUGCAAAAUCCCCAUUCCCACCCCACUCUGGGGCCAGCCAGAGGUGGUAUUUGCCGGUUCUCCGAACUGCUCAAAAUUUCUGCUACCGGUUCUCCAGAACCUAUCAGAACCUGCUGGAUUUCACCACGGGUUUUGCCCCAUUGAACGACUUUUCUUGGCACAGUUAUUAAGUGAAUCACUGCAGUUGCUAAGUUAGUCACCCAGUUGUUAAAUAAAUCUGACUUCCCCAUUGACUUUGCUUGUCAGAAAGUGAUCACAUGACCCUGGGACACUGCAACCGUCAUAAAUAUGAGUCAGUUGCUGAGCAUCUGAAUUUUAAUCACAUGGCAUGGGGAUGCUGCAAUAUUUGUAAAAAAUAGUCAUAAGUCAUUUUUUUCAGUGCUGUGAUAACUUUGAACAGUUACAAAAUAAUCUGUUAUAAAACAAGGGCUACCUGCCCUAUAACCUGGUAGAAUUAGGAUGGUGGAAAAAUUAUCUUUUUGGAUAUAAUGCUCAGCAAGACAAGCGGUAAUUAUACAGAUACAUUUUCCUCCUGUAAUAUAAGAACAGAACAAAGCCCCUCAGCUUGUCAAUGCACUACCUUUGCAAGAUUUUGAGGGCAGCUAUCAAAAUACCGUCACAAAUUACAUCAUAAUGUUCAUGUAACAGAAGGCAGAAAAUGUUUAAUAUGUAGAGAGUGAUAUUUGAUGUAGUUCAUUAACUCUAUUUAAUUUUAAUUAUAUCUUAAUUUAUCCAUUUCAUCUAGAUUAAUUAAAUCAAUUUUAGUAUUCUGGCUCUGCCCAAUUUUUAGAAUAAUGCCAUUCAAAAGCCAGUUGCAAAGAUUAAUCCAGAAAGGAAUGCAAGGAAUGAUCCUUCUGUGGAUCAUUGGGCUGGAGUGAAAAUGUGAUUAAAUUGCCUUUUAAUUCCAAAGAUGGUUUGGGAUAAAGGGAUACGAUAUAGCACCCAAAUCUCUCUCAAAUAAUUUGAAAAGGAACACCCUAUAGUUCUUCAGUUGAACUAUAUUCUUCAAAUACUGAGAACAAGUCAAUCCCUGCUGUCCCACUAACUGAUCAUUAAAAGCUAAAACUUUCCCCUGUCCACUUGUCCCUGAUUCUAGGGGGCAAUACUAAGCUCCAUUUCUUAGCCAAGGGAGCCAGCAUUGUUCCAUGGUCAUGUGGCCAGCAUGACUAUACAUUGAGAAUGCCGUUACCGCCCCACUGAAAUGGUACCUAUUUAUCUACUCACAUUUGCAUGCUUUUGAACUGCUAGCUUGGCAGGAGUUAGGGCGAGAGCCUCACUCCGUCACACAGCAUUCGGGUCUCAAACCUGAGCUCUCAGCAUUGCAGCUGACAAGCUUCGUGACUUUAACUGCUGUCAUUGUGCCCCCCAACUGAUUAUUAGUCCCUACAAUAUGUACACACACACACACAUAUACCUGAAACAAAAGGAAAUACCUUCCUCCUUUUUAGAAUGUGUUGUCCAGUUGUUUUCAAAAAGAAAGACAAUCCUACCAGGCCAUCAUUUCUUAUGUUUCUAGAAACCUCAGGAAGAGGUGUGAAGGUGGCAUGAUAAAAUGUCCCCCAUUUUUCAACCCAUUUCUUUCAGUGCCUAUUGUGGCUAUUGGCUGAAGCAUGGCAAUAUGUUGUAAGUAAAAGCCUUUUUUUUUAGGCUGUAAGAAGUAAAAUUCAUUGCACGGUCCCUAGUCUGUACAAAAGAAACAAAACAAACACUAACAACAAAAGCAAGCAGCUCCGAGCUAGGCACAGUAAUUUGAUUCAUAAAAAGGGGGGAGGAAAAAAAACCUCUUAAUUUACCACUGCUGAAUCAGUUCAGUAGGUUUUAAAAAAAGAGAGAGCUUGUUCAAGAUCAGGAACUAGGAGGAGAGAGAGAGAGAGCAAGCAAGGCUUCCUUCAUUGCAGGAAUGGACUGCCUCAUGCUCGGCAGAAAAGAUAGAAAUCGUUGCAAGAGAAAUCCUUCUUUGAGAUUUGAGAUCAUAACUGGGGUUGCACAUCAGCUGAGCCAUUCAUAAAUCAACUAAACUGCCAAGCUAAACUAACCCAGAGGGAUCCCAGAGACCUUGAGCUAUUUUUUGAAUUCAUAUUUGAAUCCUCGUAUAGAAGCCUCACAGAUAUAUUUGCAUAAACAGAGAACUUAAGGAACCCUCUUCACUUCUGUAUAGUAUUAUAAUAAUUCAGUAGAGUUUCUCUACUUGCCCUCCUUGGUUGCUCUCCUUGGUUAUAACUUAGUUCAGUGUUUCUCAACCUUGGUAGCUUGAAGAUGG